AAUCAUUGUCAUUGAUUUCAUCAUUUCACCAAUUUCAUCAUUUGACCCUCUAUUGAUCCAGUGAUUCCAACCACUCUCACUUGUGUGCCACGAAAUUUUAGAUUGACUAUUGAUUUUUAGACUUUUCUUUUUCUUUGUGUGCCUCCAAAUUUUGAAAUCGUUAAUUGUGUGCUGCAACAAAUCAUUACUCUAAUCUUUUUUUUACACAGAUUUGCAGCUUAAUCAUCAAAUGCCAUCAAUCGUUGAUGCUGCUGGUUUCUCAUCUGAAUCCCCAACAACAACAACAACAGCAGCAGAAUCAUCAGAAUUCAAUUGGUCAAUUCAAUCAUAGUAAUCAUCCAGUGCUUGGGAAUGCAAAAAAACGGGGAAAAAGGGCCCAGCCGGGAUUUGAAAUCGUUGUGUGCUGCAGCAAAAAAGGUUGAAAAUCAUUGCUCUAAUCUUUUUUUUACACAGAUUUGGAGCUUAAUCUUCCAAAAUAGGGCCCAGCCGGGAUUUGAACCCGGGACCUCUUGCACCCAAAGCAAGAAUCAUACCCCUAGACCACUAGGCCAUUUUUAUCCCCCCGGGACCGGAAUCGAGACCGGAACCGGGUCCGAGGGCAUCCAAAUUCAACCAAUUCAAACCAGUAGGAAGGAUUGAUAGCGUGAAUGUCUCAAGAAAUGGCAUCGAAUAAUAAGAAUGUGAUCAUUAUUGUGUUGCCAUCAAUAGUUGCCAUUCUUCUUUACUAUACAAUACGUAUCCAUCAAAUGCAAUAUGAACAACAGACAUCCAUAAAGAUGAUAAUCGAUUCGUUAGAUCGACGACCAAAUGUUGAUGAUAAUGUUGAUCAAACACAUAGACCAUUGGCAUGGAUUUAUGGUGAAAAUAUGCAAGUCGGAUAUCUUCAUCAUGUAAUCGAUCUGUUUCAAAAGGUUGGAUUUCGUGUGUGGACACGACGAGAACCACCACCGAUUGAUCGUUAUGGUGAUUGGCAUGUAUUAUGGGCACAUGAAUAUCCAUUUACAGCCAGUUAUAAUUUGCCGGAGUUGAAACCAUUUCAAAAAGUGAAUCAUUUUCCCGGCUCAGGUUUCAUAACAAAUAAAGUUAAUCUAGCCACAAGUGACCUGAAACAUAUACCAAAAGCAUUUACAUUGCCACGUGAAAAAGAUGUAUUCGUUAAUUAUACACGUGAAAAUCCGGAUAAACUCUGGGUUCAAAAAGAUAAUAGUCAUCGUGGAAUACGUGUAUUAUCCAUCGAUAAAUUGGAUCUAGAUAAAAAAGGAACAUUCGUACAGGAAUUCAUUCAGAAUCCACUGUUGAUCGAUGGAAAAAAAUUCGACAUUGGUCUUUAUGUGACCAUGACAUCAUUGAAUCCAUUACGUGUAUACAUUUAUGAUAGCGAAGCAUUACUUCGAUUUUGUGCACGUCCAUACACCAGCAGCGCUGGAUCAUUUAAUGCAUCCGACAUAGAUUCCUAUGUUGUUGGUGAUCAAUAUACACCAAUCUGGCAGAUACCAUCAUUAGCUCGUUAUUACACAGAUCUUAAUAUGAACAUGAAAGCUUCAUUGAAUGCAUACAUCCGAUUAGAACUGGACCGUGAUCCACAACCAAUUUGGACGGCCAUAGAAGAAUCGAUUAAAACAAUAUUCUAUGUAAAAGAAGAAGAAAUGUUACGUUUAGCCAAUGUAUAUCAGAAUAUGCGAAAUUUCUUCGAAUUAGUUCGUUUCGAUUUUACUAUCGAUAAUGAUCUGAAUGUUUACUUGAUGGAAGCAAAUAUGUCACCAAAUUUAGCAUCAGCAAAAUAUCCACCAAAUCGUUUUAUUUAUGAACAAGUCAUAUAUAGUUGUAUGUCAUUGGUGGGUAUAACAAGAAUUCCUACCACAUAUGGUACAUGGUCCAAUAAACCUGCACAGCUAUGGAAUAUGUAUGUUCAUGAUAAAGAUCUUGCCAUUCUACCUGAUAUAUGUUCGGAUAACCAAUGUGAUCCACAUAAUUCAACAUCUUGCCACCAUGAACAUUGUGAUGUUUGUUAUCAUUGCCUUUCGGAUGAUAUUCGUAUAAUAUUGAAAGAUGCCUAUAUGGAACAAAUGUCACGUUAUCAUAAUCGUCGUUUAAUACCAUCAACAUCGAAAGAAUCACCAAUCGCCAUGUUAGGUCCAAACACCUAUAUACAGGAUAAAUGGUUUAUUGGUAAAUGUCUUUCACAUGAUCAAUGGUGCAAUUGAAAAUCAAACAAUAAAUGCAUCGAUCUCAUCCAAAUGAUAAUCCAAAUUUUAUAAACUUUUACAAACAGUUUAUGUUUUUCUACUGUUGUUCCAUCUGGAUCAUCAAAUCUAGAUCCAUUAAUUGUAUGAAUUAAAAAAAAAUCAUCCAUCACUUGGUCA
Molecule: messenger RNA, 2363 nt
Organism: Dermatophagoides farinae (American house dust mite)
Lineage: Eukaryota; Metazoa; Arthropoda; Arachnida; Sarcoptiformes; Pyroglyphidae
Source: RefSeq, a predicted model, not a curated record